Hordeum vulgare subsp. vulgare (domesticated barley) is the source of this 1407-nucleotide messenger RNA. Its product is annotated as growth-regulating factor 2-like. The record is from RefSeq and is a predicted model, not a curated record. Lineage: Eukaryota; Viridiplantae; Streptophyta; Magnoliopsida; Poales; Poaceae. The transcript is spliced from 3 exons. The coding region runs from base 157 to 1089 and encodes 310 amino acids. Gene Ontology annotation, molecular function: ATP binding. Gene Ontology annotation, biological process: developmental process; DNA-templated transcription; regulation of DNA-templated transcription. Gene Ontology annotation, cellular component: nucleus.
CCAUCAUGGCCCUGCCUCUAUCUACCUCGAGCUUAAAGCCCAGCACGAUCUGCCUCGCCGAGUCAGUGUGAGCGAGCUCUUGCCGUAGUAGUAGUAACACUCGCGCUGCGCUGUGGUUGGUGCGGCCGGAGCCCGGAGAGACAGAGAGAGAUAGAGAUGAUGCUGGGAGGGCAAGGCGGCGGCGGGAGGUGCCUGUUCACGGCGUCGCAGUGGCGGGAGCUGGAGCACCAGGCGCUCAUCUACAAGUACAUGGCCGCCGGCUCGCAGGUGCCCCACGAGCUGGUCGUCCCGCUCCGCCACCGCGACGCCGCCUUCGCCUCCAUCGACACCGCCCCCUCCCUCGCCUGCUUCCCUCCACCGCAGCCAUCCCUGGGGUGGGGGCUCUACGGGACCGGGGCGCAGUACGCGCGGAAGCCGGAGGACCCGGAGCCUGGGCGGUGCCGGCGGACGGACGGCAAGAAGUGGCGGUGCUCCAGGGAGGCGUACGGGGAGUCCAAGUACUGCGACAGGCACAUGCACCGCGGCAAGAACCGUUCAAGAAAGCCUGUGGAACCAAUGUCCUCCUCCUCCUCCUCCGUCUCCUCCCCGGCGGCCUCCUACCGCCAGACCACCCUCUCCAUGUCGCCCCCCACGCCGGCCGACGCGCCCAGCUACGGCCACGGCCACGGCCAAGACCACCUCCGCGCAGCUGCUGCUCAGAGCCAGAUAAACCCUCUCCAGCUCCACCUCGACACCCGGUCUCCCCCGCCGUCCUACCACAGGUACGCGCCGGCGCAGCAGUACGGGGGUUCCUACUUCACGGGCAGGCAGCAGGAGGCGGAGGCGGAGGCGAGGCGGCGGCAGCACUUCCUGGCUCUCGGCGCCGACCUGAGCCUGGACAAGCCGGACGCCACCGCCGCAGCGUCCUCGACGACCGAGGACAAGCCGCUGCGGCGCUUCUUCGACGAGUGGCCGCGCGACGGGAACGCCGUCGAGGGCAGGCCCUGGAACAUGGGCCACCGGGACGAGACGCAGCUCUCCAUGUCCAUCCCCACGACGACGGCCUCGCACCCCGACCUCGCGGCCUACCGCCGCCGCAACGAUGAAUAAUCAAACCAGCCGGCGCAUCCCGCUGCUCCUGCAAGAACGCUGCUUCUCCAGUCCAGUUCAGUCCAGUCCUUCGGCGCGUCCUCAGAGGAUAUGAAGUGUGAUCGAUGAAACCUAGUGCUAGUACUCCGAUCGAUGUUAGGGCCGUUUGUUUCCGUGCAAUCUUUCCGUUUGAUCGUCCAAAGCAAACCCGAUUUCAUUUGUACCCGGUACUUGUGAGCUCAAGGUCUAGUGUAAUAGGAGCACUACUAGUACUACUACUACUGUAGUCAGGGCACCGCUGCCUUUUCAUUUCGUUACGUAUUAUCUUGCUUGCUUGCA